Messenger RNA from Phragmites australis (common reed), 1239 nucleotides. RefSeq names its product zinc finger protein CO3-like. Bases 103 to 942 code for a protein of 279 amino acids. Gene Ontology annotation, biological process: regulation of photoperiodism, flowering; regulation of flower development. NCBI's taxonomy places the organism in Eukaryota, Viridiplantae, Streptophyta, Magnoliopsida, Poales, Poaceae. The transcript has a single exon. Gene Ontology annotation, cellular component: nucleus. The record is from RefSeq and is a predicted model, not a curated record. Gene Ontology annotation, molecular function: zinc ion binding; protein binding.
CAGCAGCUCACUUCCAUUUCCCACUACUCCCACACACAAGCACAGCUCAGAGAAGCAAGAAGAGAAAUCCCAACAGGCCAACAGCCUAGGCAGUGCAAGGAGAUGGGUGGCGAAGGCAGCACGAGCCCCGAUGCGGGUGGAGCCUGCGCGGUCUGCGGCGGCGCGGCGGUGGUGUACUGCCCGGCGGACGCGGCAGCGCUCUGCGGCCCCUGCGACGCCGCCGUGCACGCAGCCAACCCGCUGGCUUCACGCCAUGAGCGCGUCCCGAUGGCCGCGGCCGCGGCCACCGUGGCGGCGGCAUUCGGCGUGUACCACGACCUCUUCGAGGCCGACGACGUCGACGCGGCGGCGUCGUGGCCGGUGGCGUCGGCGCAGGUGCAGGGCAGCCCCCACAACGGAAGCUCGUCGGCCAGCUUCACCACCAGCGACAGCGGAGCUGAUGUCAGGAGCCUGUUCCUCGACCUGCAGACGGCCUGCGUCACGGGCGGCGCCGGCCACCUGCCGGACAGCGUGGCGCCCGUGUAUCACGGCGCUGCGCCGUUGUGGGCGCAGCCCGACCUGGCCGCAUGGACGAAAACGUGGUUGCCAGCGGAUGCCGCCGCCGUCGUUGUCCCGGCCACCGCCGCCUUGUUCGCCCAGGCGGCGGAGAGGGAGGCGAGGGUGCGGAGGUACCGCGAGAAGCGCAAGAACCGCAAGUUCCAGAAGACCAUCCGCUACGCGUCCCGCAAGGCCUACGCCGAGGCUCGGCCGAGGAUCAAGGGCCGCUUCGUCAAGCGCCCCGCGGGCGCUGGAUCGGACGACGACGCCAAGGCCGCCGCGACCGGGGCCACGGACGCCGGCGAGGCGGCCAAGUUCUGGCUCUCCUUCUCCGACGACGCCCGUGACAACGGCGUUGGGUUUUACGUGGACGCCGCGGCCUACGGACUCGUGCCAAGCCUCUAGAAAGUUCUAGACACGUGAAGAAAUCCUUGGAGAAUCUGGUGGCUGCGGCGUUCGUCCACCUUAAAACAAUUUAAGAAAAGGGCGUGCGCCAUAUCGCCAUUGUUCUAGCUUGUUCGUGUCAUGUCAUCGUUGUGGUCAAAAUUCGUGCUGAAAUUCCGCCAUCGCUAUUUUUAAAUGAUGGUGUCGAAUUUCGAAAUGGGUCGAUCGGAAAUAAUGUGUUGUAAGAUACCUUAUGUAGUUGUUCAGUUGUAGUUUUUGCAGUGAAAAUUCCGUGUUUAAUUUUCUAUUCUAAGACAA